This is a messenger RNA of Chara braunii, 1888 nucleotides long. Lineage: Eukaryota; Viridiplantae; Streptophyta; Charophyceae; Charales; Characeae. The record is from the annotation of a GenBank genome assembly.
UUAAAGAUGUGUAUCCCCUCCCCCGAAUUGAUGAUUUGUUGGAUGCGAUUGGUUGCGCCAAUUAUUUUAGCAAGUUUGAUAUUCAGCAUGGCUUUCCAUCACAUUCUGGUGAAGGAGGAAGAUCGGCCAAAGACGGACUUCAUGUUGUUUGAAGGCACAUGGCAGUGGGUUCGGUGUCCGAUGGGGAUUUGCAACGCGCCUGCCACGUUUCAGCGAGCAAUGAACAUGACAUUCCAGAACUUCGUCAACAAGACGCGGCUAACACAGGGAAUGAUCAACUUCUGCGUGAUCGUGUACAUGGACGAUAUCCUCGUCUACUCGGAGACCUAUCACGGGCAUGCGCAACACAUCAAGUGGACAUUUGGAGCGCUGAGAGACGCCGGGUUCAAGAUCGCGCUCGAGAAGAGUGAGUUUUUUCGCUCGGAAAUUUCGUUCUUGGGCUACGUCGUGACACGUGGAGGACUGCAGCCGGACUCAAGAAAGGUUGCGGCGGUAAGAGAAACUCCAGUUCCCAUGUCGCUGACACAGGUUCGAGCCUUCUUAGGGUUGGCAUCGUACUAUCGUCGCUUCAUCAAGGGUUUCGCCGCGAUUGCACAACCACUAACGAACCUGCUACGGAAGGACCAGCCUCUCAGUUGGGACGAGGAGUGCCAACAGGCCUUCGCGACCCUCAAGGACGCUCUGGCAACAGCCCCUAUUUUGAUUCGACCAGACCCCUCGAAGCAGUUCAUUCUCAUCACGAACUGGCAACCGGAAGCUAUCUCCGCUAUUCUAGCGCAGAAAGGGAACGAUGGUCGUGAACACGUCAUCGAGUACGCGUCGCGUAUGGUACCGGACGAGCGGAGGAAUGACUCAGCACCUCAAGGCGAAUGCUAUGCAUCUGCGCGGGCUCCUACUCUCUCCUACGGUGUUAAGGAGAACAGUGCGCCGCUAUUGAGCGAGGAGAAGCGGGACACGUGGUGGGAGGAAUAUAUUGAGCUCGCUUUCUGUCUAUUGGAGAUAGAGUUCCGCUGGUCAGAAGCGGCCCCGUUCGGAGAAGGACCAGAGCACCCAGAAGACAGCGUGGAACUUCUGAUCAUCCAAGCCUGGAGAACGGCGGAGCAGGGCGACCUGCUAGGAAUCGUAUUCGGGAAGGUGGAGGAGGGCAAUCUCACCCUGAUCACGGACGAGUUGCUGGUGUUUGUGACUCAGCUGGUGGACGGUCUGCCCCUGGACAUCUUGUUACACAGUGACAAGCAGCCUGGCACCCACGCGCUUUACUUGGAGAUCGACGUUACCGAUCUCACAUUUUGGGACCCGAUCGCAAGGAGAAACGCAGCGCAGGACGAGGAGAUAGGGGAAGCGGAGAAAGAGGAGGAAGAAGAGGAGCCAUCAGGCGAAGAACAGGACGAUCCAGACUACGUACCGGAAAGAGAAGCGGGGAUAGCCGACGGAUCGAGCCAGCCGCAGGAAAAGAACGAAGAGGAGGAAGAGGUAGAACCAGACGAGGAAGAAGAAGAAGAAAACGAGCAAGCGGAGUCGGAGUACGAAGGAUUCGAGGCCGAGGUGCGUGACGCGGCCCGAGAACAAGCGCAAGAGCAGAGGAAACGGAAGCGCCAGGAGACCGCGGAGGGAAAGCGACCCACGACAAACAUUUCUCCUGUCGAUCCGCCGAUCGGGGACCCAUGGCGUGAUCCGGAGCCGCCAGAAGAAGAAGACGAUGAAACCACAACAGAGGGAUCGCAGAAUAGAAGAAGAAGAAGUGAAUCGCCAUCUCCCUCCGGCUCCCCGUCCCGACCCUCCAUUCGUCUACAUCAAGAUCUCGACGUUCAGGCUUCGUCCCCGGUCGUUCUCUCGCCGACCCCAUGACUACCUCAUGCUUACCCCUCUUCCCGAUAGACCCCCGUUC